This is a messenger RNA of Penicillium verhagenii, 1536 nucleotides long. Its product is annotated as basic helix-loop-helix domain-containing protein. NCBI's taxonomy places the organism in Eukaryota, Fungi, Ascomycota, Eurotiomycetes, Eurotiales, Aspergillaceae. The coding region runs from base 1 to 1536 and encodes 511 amino acids. Gene Ontology annotation, biological process: regulation of transcription by RNA polymerase II. The transcript has a single exon. The record is from RefSeq and is a predicted model, not a curated record. Gene Ontology annotation, molecular function: protein dimerization activity; DNA-binding transcription factor activity, RNA polymerase II-specific; RNA polymerase II cis-regulatory region sequence-specific DNA binding.
AUGGCAGAAGCAAGUCUUUUCAUCAAACACGAAUCUGACGGUCACAGCAAUCCUUUCAUGAUGUCUCACUCCGGUUACUCCAUGAACUUUGGGAACCCCAACGAGGCCGUGGAUCCCUCGGACCUGUCCAUGCAGCAAGGCGGAUUUAUGCCUUAUUCAUACGGGUCUCAGCAGAACAUGUCCUCCAGCUUCAACUUUGGAAACUCCGGGAUUGAUACCGACGAACUUUUGGACUUGGAAAUUAGCGCGCCAAAUGGCCACCAGCGUAAUGACAUGAAUUACAUGCAGGAUCAAUCCACAGGAGCCAUCGCCAUGAGCCACCAAAGUCAGAUGUCGCAUCUCUACUCUAAUACCCCGGACAACGCGCCAAUGGCCAGUCCUUUCGUCCAGAACAGCUUCAACUACGAACAAUUCCGGAUGAAUCAGCAAAACCCUAACAUGCAGCACGCCGGUUCCUUUGACCAGAACUAUGCUAAGAACCGCCCGGGCUUGCAGAAUAUGGAACGUGUUCCCUCGGAUGGCCGGAGCCCCAUGACCCCAAAGACCCCUGCCCUUGGAUCCUUGAACUUGGGUACUCCAGAGUCUGGCAGCUUCCCCGGCCAGCCCAUUCGGACAGGUGGCCUACAGCCUCGUCACCAGAAGACAAUGUCCAACCAAUGGGAUGGAACUCCGACCAGCGCACACUCAUACAUUGACUCACCGAUCUCAUCGCCUUCUCAACACCAUCAUGCUGGUAUUUCGGAAAUUCUCAAGUCCGGAAAGCACGCCUCCCUCCCUGCCAAGGUUGAUAACCAUAUGCCCGGCAGUGCCCAAGAUCUUGAAUCACAGGAAGCCAAGCGCCGACGCCGGCGCGCCUCGCACAAUUUGGUUGAACGCCGCCGUCGCGACAACAUUAACGAACGUAUUCAGGACCUCUCGCACUUGGUGCCACAGCACCGAUUGGAAGAUGACAAGGUCCGGAAACAGCUCGUGAACAACAGUGCCCUUUCCAUGGCUGGCGCAGGUGGUAAUGCUGCCACCUCUCUUCUGGCCGGGGGCAAUGGACGACGCGCCACCCCUGGUAAUAUCACCAUGGGUCUUCCCAUUGAAGAGAAAGAGAAGGGGCCCAACAAGGGUGAUAUUUUGAACGGAGCUGUCAGCUGGAUGCGCGAUCUUAUGUGGGCCUUGCACGUGAAGUACCAACAAGAGGCUGAACUUGCCGAGAUGAUCAGUAGUCUUGGUGGCACUUGGCCAUUUGAACCCACUGAGGAAGAGAAGCGCAUGCGCAGUGAGAUCCUUGAUGCCUUGGAGAUCAACGACCCCACUUCCUUUAGCUACACCCGAGGUCCCGGUAGCGGUCUGCGGGUUCCCAAGCACACCAACCUCGCUGGUGAUGCUAUGGUGGGUGGUGACGGACUCACCCCGCCUAACCUGAGCCCCUCCUACCACAGCGGUGCCAGCAGCACCAACGGAGGUCAAGCUCAGUACUGGAGUACUUCUGGUCAUGCUGGAAUGAGCUUCAAGGAGGAGGACGAGUAUGGAAUGGAGAUGAACUGA